AUGGACUCUAAUUUUCAUGGCAAGACCACCGCCACCCACCACCAGAACAACCACCACAAACCAUCAACCUCUGAGCUGAUGUCCAGUGCCAAACUGGUGGCUGAAGCAGCCAAAGCCACCCUCAGCCAUGAAUCCGACAAGGUUGACAAGUCCAAGGUAGCUGGCGCCGCCGCUGACCUCCUUAAUGCUGCCUCGAGUUAUGGAAAGCUAGAGGAAAAGAGUUUUGGCAAGUAUGUUCAAAAGGCAGAGAAUUAUCUAUACCAGUACCAUUCUACCACCAGUUCUGGCCACCACUCAACCACCACUAAUACCACCGGACAUACUUCCUCACAUUCAGGUGGGGACGGCCAUUCUGCAAGUGGGUAUGGAGACUAUAUCAAGAUGGCUGAAGAGAGAGAGUCCUUCCUCUUUGAUCUCUCCUCUCUCCCGAUUUCUUCAAUAUCCAGCGAUUUGAAUAUCAGGUUUUAUUUGAGGACCUACACCCAUUGA
Ilex paraguariensis (yerba mate) is the source of this 489-nucleotide messenger RNA. The record is from the annotation of a GenBank genome assembly. Lineage: Eukaryota; Viridiplantae; Streptophyta; Magnoliopsida; Aquifoliales; Aquifoliaceae.